AUAUGUUUAGUGUUUAUUGCAGCCCUGAAGAGCGACGCGGCUUUCCAUUUGCGCUCGCAUACUUCUGUUGCAUUUUCUCCAGUUUAUUUCAUUAGUAUAACAAAGAUAAAUAAAUAAAAACAGCGCCAUGGAUGAUAUAUUAAGUCCAGGAUUUUCAAUUCCCAGCAUUGGCCAUGCACCGACGCCGCUGCAUCACAGUCUGGAUGCCGAUCAACAAAUCGAAGCAUUACCACAUCAAGUUUAUCAUCCACCCGCACCAGAGCCAACAACAGCGGCGGCCACAGCGCAGCAGCAGCAACAACAGACAGACAAUGGAACGGGCGUGCCCGAUGGCAGCAGUGGCAGCGGUUUGUUUGGGCACGAACCGUCCAUGCCACUUGCCCACAAACAAAUGCAAAGCUAUCAGCCUUCUGCCUCCUACCAACAACAACAACAACAGCAGAGCAGCAACACAGGCGGCAGCACUCCCCAAUCUCUAAUGCAGCCGCAGACGCCGCAGAGCAUGAUGUCCCACAUGAUGCCAAUGACAGAGCGAAGUGCACCCGGAGAUUCAUCGCUGAGUAACAUUCACCAGACAAUGGGCCCGUCAACACCCAUGACCCCUGCCACACCUGGUUCCGCCGAUCCGGGCAUUGUGCCACAGCUGCAGAAUAUAGUGUCCACUGUUAAUCUAUGCUGCAAAUUGGACUUAAAGAGAAUUGCUCUGCACGCACGUAAUGCCGAGUAUAAUCCAAAGCGUUUUGCGGCCGUAAUUAUGCGCAUCCGAGAGCCGCGGACCACGGCCCUGAUCUUCAGCUCCGGCAAAAUGGUUUGCACUGGGGCCAAGAGCGAGGAUGACUCGCGACUGGCAGCUCGCAAGUAUGCGCGCAUCAUACAGAAGCUGGGCUUUCCGGCUAAAUUCCUUGACUUUAAGAUACAAAAUAUGGUUGGAUCGUGCGAUGUGAAGUUUCCCAUCCGACUGGAGGGCCUUGUUCUAACGCAUUGCAACUUCAGCAGCUACGAACCGGAGCUGUUUCCCGGUCUCAUUUAUCGAAUGGUGCGCCCACGUAUUGUUCUACUAAUCUUCGUCUCAGGCAAGGUGGUGCUGACUGGCGCCAAGGUGCGACAGGAGAUCUACGAUGCAUUCGAUAAGAUAUUUCCUAUAUUGAAGAAGUUCAAGAAGCAGUCGUAGAUUCUCUUGUAGGCUAAAAACUCUUAAAGUUGACUAAUUUUAGAUUGAAAUAAGGUUGCAAAUAAAUACUGUAUUUAGUUGAUAAAU
Drosophila navojoa is the source of this 1258-nucleotide messenger RNA. It is a transcript of the gene Tbp, whose product is annotated as TATA binding protein. Gene Ontology annotation, molecular function: DNA binding. The record is from RefSeq and is a predicted model, not a curated record. Lineage: Eukaryota; Metazoa; Arthropoda; Insecta; Diptera; Drosophilidae. Gene Ontology annotation, biological process: DNA-templated transcription initiation.